Molecule: messenger RNA, 2686 nt
Organism: Salvia hispanica
Lineage: Eukaryota; Viridiplantae; Streptophyta; Magnoliopsida; Lamiales; Lamiaceae
Source: RefSeq, a predicted model, not a curated record
GAGUGGCAGAGGUACAACACCGGAAGCGCGCAUUCUGUUGGUUGUACGCUGAUCCGCCGCAGCUGACACCUCCAUACCCAGUCAUGCUCUGAGCUCAUUCGAGCUUCUACAUCGCUCCUAAUCUCUACCGAAAUUCUGAUUGAAAAGGUUGAGGGAAUCGAAGAGGACUGUCGAUUUUCGUUCGCUCUCUCUCGGUCGAUUGUCUCGUCAGCGUGCAUUGCGAGUUGAGACUGACGAUCGUGAAACUUCCAGUUACAGAAUUAUUGGAAUGUGCUUGGAUAUGCACUGGUAGUUAAUAUUAACAUUUUGUGCAUGAUGGCUUCAAGAGCAAUAUUGCAAAAGAAAAAGUGUCUGCUUGAUUCUGUCAAGCGGCCACAUUAUUUAGCUCAAAGGUUCGUCUGUAAUGACCAUGGGAGGUUGUUGGACGCUCCUGAUGCACAGCGUGGGAACUGGCCUGUGAUUUUUUCUCAUUCAGAUAACAGUGAGAAAGAGGAUUCUCAUUUUCUAACCAGACGAAUGGCACAGCGAACUCUGCCAAAAAAGUGUGCUGCCCAUUAUUUUUCCAAAGUUCCAAGUUUUCACCGGGAGAUUGCAGUACCUGGGGAAGUUAACCCUUUGGGACUUAGGUGGACAAUAGAGUACGUACGUCAUCUUUCAACUGCUCCAGCUGGUAAGCCUGAAUUAGACGGUGUUGAUAAUAUAAAAGAAUCUGUUAAGCCGAAGAAAGAACCUUCACCAGAAGAAUGUGAUCAGGCAGUUGAAGGUUUAAGCUCAGUGAAAGCCAAAGCUAAAGCUAAAGCGAAGCAGUUGAAAGAUUCUUCAAAGGGUGUGAAAUUUAUACUUAAAAAGAUGCGGGCUAUUCUUUUGGGAAUUGGUCCAGCUUUGCGAGCUAUUGCUUCAAUGAGCCGGGAAGACUGGGCAAAUAAGUUGCGGCAUUGGAAGGACGAGUUUAAAUCUACAAUGCAGCAUUACUGGUUGGGAACGAAGCUACUAUGGGUUGAUGUUAGGAUAAGCUUAAGGCUAUUGUUAAAACUUGCCAGUGGGAAGAGUUUGUCCAGGAGGGAGAGGCAACAACUCACACGAACAACUGCAGACAUUUUCAGGCUAGUUCCUUUUGCUGUCUUCAUUCUAGUUCCAUUCAUGGAGUUCUUGCUGCCUGUGUUCCUGAAACUGUUUCCAAACAUGCUACCAUCAACCUUCCAGGACAAGAUGAAAGAACAGGAGGCCCUUAAAAAGAGGCUCAAUGCAAGGAUAGAAUAUGCAAAGUUUCUUCAAGAGACUGUUAAAGAAAUGGCAAAGGAAGUUCAGAGCUCAAGAAGUGGAGAUGUAAAGAAAACAGCGGAGGAUCUUGAUGAUUUUAUGAGCAAGGUGAGGAAAGGGGCUCCUGUUACUAAUGAAGAAAUUUUGGGUUUUGCCAAGUUGUUUAAUGAUGAGUUUACCCUGGAUAACAUCAGCAGGCCACGGCUAAUGACUAUGUGCAAAUAUAUGGGAAUUAGUACUUAUGGUACUGAUGCAUAUCUACGGUAUAUGCUCCGGGACAGGCUUCGGAAGAUAAAGACUGAUGAUAAAAUGAUCCAAGCUGAGGGCAUAGAGUCUCUUUCAGAGGAGGAGCUCCGCCAAGCAUGUCGAGAACGUGGAUUGCUUGGACUUCUCUCAGUUGAAGAAAUGAGAAAACAACUUCAAGAUUGGCUGGACUUAUCUCUCAAUCAUUCAGUACCAUCUUCUUUACUAAUUCUGUCUAGAGCAUUCAGUGUCUCCGGUAAAGUUAGGCCAGAGGAAGCUGUCCAAGCCACACUCUCAUCUCUGCCUGAUGAGGUGGUGGACACUGUCGGUAUAACAUCUUUGCCAUCUGAAGACUCUGUCGCAGAAAGGAGGAGGAAGUUAGAGUUCUUGGAAAUGCAAGAAGAAUUAAUCAAGGUAGAGCUGUACAACCACAUUGUGGAAGAGGGCACUGAUGGAGAAGCAGCAGCUAAAAAGGCAUAUAUAGAAGCUAGAGAGGAAAUUGAUCACGAUGCUGAGAAAAAAGUUGGCGAUAAAGUAUCUUCAGCACUCAUAAAAAGGGUUGAUGCUAUGCUCCAAAAGCUUGAAAAGGAGAUUGAUGAUGUAGAUGCCAAAAUUGGCGAUAGGUGGCGGUUGCUUGAUAGGGAUUAUGAUGGCAAAGUGACUCCAGAAGAGGUUGCAUCUGCUGCCACAUACCUCAAAGCUACCUUAGAUAAGGAGGGAAUUCAAGAAUUUAUCAGCAAAUUGUCGAAGGAUCGAGAUGGGAAAAUUCUCGUUGAAGAUAUUGUCAAGUUAGCCAAGCGAUCCGAAGACGAAGAAAAUGCCGAAGAUGGAAAACCAUAAAGCAAAAUCUCUGGUAAUCAGCAAAUAAUCUUGUGGUUCUAUCAGAUUUAAUGAACUGCUACAGUUUUAGUGACAGUAGGCUGAUGUCGAAACUUGAAGGCGGUUCUUUUAUAUCUUCUCCGUCCAUAUAGAGGAAACUGUUACGCUCAAGAUUGCGCGAUAAACAUUAGCAUGGUUUUAGACAACUGAUGUCUCUAUAGGUUACAAAGUUGAAGCAUGAUUUCUGUCUAUGCGUCAAUUCAUUUUGUAAUUUUUUUUUUUGUAUAUGAUUUGUGGUGUAUGUCUCUGAGAAGUAACUAGCAGUUAAUAAAUAGAAGGAUAUGUGACAUCCUAGAUUUCUUUA